Molecule: messenger RNA, 1848 nt
Organism: Tarenaya hassleriana
Lineage: Eukaryota; Viridiplantae; Streptophyta; Magnoliopsida; Brassicales; Cleomaceae
Product: nucleobase-ascorbate transporter 5
Exons: 15
Coding region: 140-1747 (535 amino acids)
Biological process (GO): transmembrane transport
Cellular component (GO): membrane; plasmodesma
Molecular function (GO): transmembrane transporter activity
Source: RefSeq, a predicted model, not a curated record
AUGUACACGUUGCUGCUUGAGAGGAACUGAAACCUCUGGAGAGAAAAAUAAACAGAAACAAUCUGAGAGCACAAACUCCCCUUCUUCCUCCUCGAUUUUCUGCUUCAGUCACCGUCUGAUUCCUGUUUUGCGAUAAAAGAUGGCCGGAGGAGGCGGCGGUGGAGCACCACCGGCGGCAAAGGACGACCCUUUACCACAUCCGCCCAAGGAACAGCUUCCCAACAUCUCUUACUGCAUCACCAGUCCACCACCAUGGCCUGAAGCUAUUUUACUUGGGUUUCAACACUAUCUCGUGAUGCUCGGGACAACGGUUCUUAUUCCCUCGGCUCUCGUUCCUCAAAUGGGAGGUGGAAAUGAAGAGAAGGGUAAGGUGAUCCAGACAAUACUGUUUGUUGCUGGAUUGAACACCUUGCUUCAGACGCUGUUUGGAACAAGAUUACCUGCUGUCAUUGGGGCAUCCUAUACGUUUGUCCCGACUACAAUCUCAAUCAUGCUUUCUGGGAGAUUCAAUGACACUGCAGAUCCAGUCGAUCGAUUUAAAAGGAUCAUGCGGGCAACACAAGGUGCACUUAUCGUUGCUUCUACUCUUCAAAUGAUCCUCGGCUUCAGUGGUCUUUGGCGUAAUGUUGUGAGGUUCUUAAGUCCGCUUUCGGCUGUUCCUUUGGUUUCCUUGGUUGGUUUUGGGCUGUAUGAGUUAGGCUUCCCUGGUAUUGCCAAAUGUGUUGAGAUUGGGCUGCCGGAGCUUAUCAUUCUGGUAUUUUUCUCACAGUACAUGCCCCAUCUCCUGAAAGGAGAAAAUCAUGUGUAUGAUCGUUUUGCCGUCCUAUUUUCUGUGGCUGUGGUGUGGCUUUAUGCCUACGUCCUCACGAUCGGCGGGGCUUAUAAUGGCGCUGGACUGAAGACUCAGACCAGCUGUCGAACUGACCGUGCUGGCCUUAUAGGUGCUGCUCCAUGGAUAAGGGUUCCAUGGCCUUUCCAGUGGGGAGCGCCAUUGUUUGAUGCUGGUGAAGCCUUUGCCAUGAUGAUGGCUUCUUUUGUUGCCCUUGUCGAGUCCACAGGGGCUUUUAUCAUUGUCUCUAGAUAUGCAAGUGCCACUAUGAUGCCGCCUUCUGUUCUCAGCCGCGGUGCCGGUUGGCAGGGAAUUGCCAUUCUGAUUUCUGGGCUGUUUGGUACUGGCACUGGAUCCUCUGUUGCUGUGGAGAAUGCCGGUCUUUUGGCUCUUACAAAAGUCGGUAGCCGGAGGGUUGUCCAAAUAUCAGCAGUCUUUAUGAUUUUCUUCUCCAUUCUUGGGAAGUUUGGGGCUGUUUUCGCGUCGAUACCUGCUCCAGUUGUUGCUGCCUUAUACUGCCUCUUUUUUGCUUAUGUGGGCGCUGGAGGACUGAGCUUGCUACAGUACUGCAACCUGAAUAGCUUCAGGACAGUGUUCAUCUUGGGCUUCUCAAUCUUCUUAGGCUUGUCAGUGCCACAGUACUUCAACGAGUACACUUCUGUCAACGGUUACGGCCCUGUCCACACCAAAGCAAGAUGGUUCAACGACAUGGUCAACGUGCCUUUCUCGUCAGAGGCGUUUGUGGGAGGAUGCGUGGCGUAUUUCUUGGACACGACAGUGUACAAGAAAGACGGGUCGAUCAGGAAAGACAGAGGGAAGCACUGGUGGGACAGAUUCUGGACCUUCAAAGGCGACAGCCGGACUGAAGAGUUCUACUCUCUUCCUUUCAAUCUCAAGAAGUACUUCCCUUCUGUCUGAUCCCUUUGUCGCAACUCGCAAGUGUGUUCCUGUCUUUCUUCUGUAUAAAUGUGCUCUGGCCAGACAAAUGAGGAUGGAAUAAAGAACAUUGUGUAAGUUUA